AUGGUUUUCACAGAUGGGAAACAAAGAUCGAUCGAUGGAGUUCUAAAGGUCUUCCGCCAGUUUGCAAGGCUAUCAGGUCUUCAAAUCAGUGUGGAAAAAUCGACGAUCUAUAUGGCAGGUAUAUCACAAACUGAGCGAGAAGCCAUUCUUGCAAAUUUUCUUUUUGCCUCAGGUCAGCUGCCUGUGCGAUACCUAGGCCUACCACUCUUGACAAAGUGUAUGACAGUUGGAGAUUACAAGCCCCUGAUCGAAAAGAUUCGAGGAAGAAUCAGCUCUUGGACAAUUCGACAGCUCUCGUAUGCAGGGCGUCUUCAACUAAUUCGGUCAGUUUUGAUGAGCAUAACGAACUUUUGGAUGAAUGCUUACCGUCUACCGAGUGCCUGUGUCCGCGAGAUAGAGAAACUCUGCGCUGCUUUUCUAUGGUCUGGUCCAAGCUUGAAUACAAACAAAUCAAAAGUGGCAUGGAAUAUGAUCACUCGAAAGAAAACCGAAGGAGGUCUUGGUUUAAGGCCACUCAAGGAGGUCAAUACAGUUAGUGGUCUGAAGUUGAUCUGGCGAUUACUCUCACCAAAUCAAUCACUAUGGAAGAAGUGGGUUUUUAUGUAUCUGAUACGAAAGGAUACCUUCUGGUCUGUAGGAGAUAAACAGAAUGCUGGUUCAUGGAUGUGGCGAAAAAUUCUGAAAUUUCGGCCUCGGGCAAGGGAUUUUCACCGGGUUGAAGUUAAGAGUGGCAGUAAUACAUCCUUCUGGUAUGAUCACUGGUCGUCGCAGGGGAGACUCAUCGAGUCUUUGGGAGUUAGAGAGUGCAUCGACUUGGGCAUUCCUCUAGAAUCAACCCUUGAAGAUGCAUUCCUCACGCACAGACGGCGUCGUCAUCGACAUACUCUGCUAAACAGAGUUGAAGAGGAGAUCGAAAACGCAAAAACUAACGCGGCUGCAGGUGUGGAAGAUGUGGCUAAAUGGAUGUGUAGACCUGGCGUUUACAAGGACAGAUUUAAAUCCAAAGAAACUUGGAUGAUCAUAAGGGAACACCACCUCCGGUGCGAUUGGAGCGACACUGUCUGGUUUAAAUACGCAACUCCAAAGUACAGUUUUUUGCUUUGGACUGCAAUGCACGACAGAUUGGCCACAGGGGAUUGCAUCCUAUAUUGGAAUGCAAAUGUGGACACAUCUUGUUCCUUAUGUCAUCACCCUUUGGAGACACGACAAGAUCUCUUUUUUGAGUGUGCCUAUGCGAAACAGGUUUGCGAACCACUCGUCAAAGGCAUUCUCACCAACACAUACACUUGCAACUGGGAUGACAUCUUGCGCAUUCUUAGAGACCACAACAUCGACAAAACCUCUCUAUUUAUCCUUAGAUAUGUUUUCCAAGCAACAAUCUACGGUCUAUGGAGAGAAAGGAACGCGCAGCGGCAUGGAGAAAACCCCUCUCCACCUCAGAGAUUGAUAAAGGUUAUUGAUAAGACGAUUUGA
Molecule: messenger RNA, 1473 nt
Organism: Eutrema salsugineum
Lineage: Eukaryota; Viridiplantae; Streptophyta; Magnoliopsida; Brassicales; Brassicaceae
Exons: 1
Coding region: 1-1473 (490 amino acids)
Source: RefSeq, a predicted model, not a curated record